GACGUCACGGAGGCGCAUUAUCCAGCUGAUGACGUCACAGAAGCGCAAUAUCCAGCUGAUGACGUCACGGAAGCGCAUUAUCCAAAUGAUGGCGUCACGGAAUCUCAUUAUCCAGAUGAUGACAUCACAGAAACGCAAAACCCAGAUGAUAACGUCACAGAUGCAUAUAACGCAGAUGGUGACGUCACGGAAUCAUAUAACCCAGAUAAUGACGUCACGAAAACGCAAAACCCAGUUGAUGACGUCACGGAAGAAGGCUGGACGGAGGAUACCUUAACUAUAGAUCACACGGAGAGUUCAGACCAAUUCGAUGACGUAACGGAUGAACCCAGCCAAUCAGAAUCCUCAACGGUGAGCUUCGAUUCACCCGAAAUGACUACUGAAACCUAUGACGUCUUCACCGAUAGCUAUGACGUCAUGGAUGAUGUCACCGAGAGCUCUUAUCAGUACUAUGACGUCACAGAGAGUCUGGACGUCACCACCUUAUCUGCUGAGGUUUCUUUGACUGAAAAUCCGACGGAGGAAGGAGAAAAUGUCGAUAAACAAGAGGAAGGAAGAGAUAACGGUGAAGAGCAAAGUGAGAAAGAAGAAAAUAUGGAAGAACUGAAGAUGAUAGGAAAGGAAGUGGAAAUAAAGGUGACGGGAGGCGAAGAGGACGAUAUAAUAGAAGAAACCGAGAGAGAAGGAGACGAAGAGGCAGCGAAGGAAGGGACAGAAGCAGAGGAAGAGAGCGAGAAGGAAACAAAAGCGAAUACCGAAGCGGAAGAACACGUGAAAGAGCGACGAAGGGGCAAGGCCAAGAAGUGGUUGCCGCCGCGGUUCCAGCUGAUAGACAACGAAACCGAUGAAGAAGACGACUUAAAGAAGAAGAAGAAGAAGAGCCACCUGGACGAGGCGCUGAAGAAGAAGAUGCACGACUCCCACGGGUUCCUGGUGGGCCGGCCGGACGUCGAAAUGGAGGACGAGGUGGAGGACUUGAAGAUCCUCGAGGCCGUUGUGACCAGCAUGGCGGAGUGGGAGUUCAACCAGCUGCAGAAGAAGCUAAACGGGAAGCGCCGUGUGAAGAGGGACGAGGAAGUUGUGUGUUACAAGGACCUCGGCUGCUUCAGGGACGAGGGACCCUUCGACUACCUGGACAUGCUUCCUUCACCGCCCGAGGAGAUCAACUCGCGAUUCCUCCUGUACACACGCGAGCGCCCCGACAGAGAGAAGCUGAUCACUUACCAGAACAUCACCACUCUGAUCGACUCGACCUUCAACGCGUCGCGACCCACCAAGAUGCUCAUCCACGGCUUCGGGUCCUCCUGCUACAGCGUGUGGAUUCGAGAGAUGAGGGUGGCGCUCCUCACCAUGAUGGACGUCAACAUCAUCUGCGUGAACUGGCAAAAGGGCGCCGAAGUCCCGAAUUACGUCCGGGCGGCGAGCAACACGCGUCUUGUGGGUCGACAGGUGGCGGUGCUGAUUGAGACGAUGAACGCUUAUCUCAACACGACUCUGGACGACUUCCAUCUCAUUGGAUUCUCUCUCGGGGCCCACGUCUCGGGUCACGCUGGGGCCAGGCUCAAGAAUCUCUCCAGGAUCUCAGGACUCGACCCCGCCGGCCCCCUCUUCGAGUCGUACUCCCCCUCCGUGCGCCUGGACUUCACUGACGCCAAGAUGGUCGACGUCAUCCACACCAACGCCGACUCGCUGCUGAUGGGCGGGUUGGGCGCGUUCGAACCCAUGGGCCACGUCGACUUCUAUCCGAACGGCGGCCGCGUCCAGAAGGGCUGCGCCAAUCUCUUCGUCGGGGGCGUGUCGGAUAUCCUGUGGCCCACCGAGGGCGACGGGCGGUACCUGUGCAACCACCGACGGGGCUACAAGUACUACCUCGACUCCAUAGCCCCCAUCUGCAAGUUCCCGUCGUUCGUGUGCCGGGACUUCGAGAGCUUCGUGAGGGGCGACUGCUUCCCGUGCGAGAAAUGCGGGAACAUGGGCUACUUCGCGGACAAGGCGGAGGGGCGCGGGCAGCUGUACCUCGUGACGCGGGACACCGAGCCCUUCUGCGCGAACCAGUACAAGGUCACCGUCCGGCAUUCUGGAGGACCGCCAGCUGACCCGGUCACCACUUACGGGAGAAUUGAUAUCACUUUUAUCGCCCCGGAUGGAAUUAAUGAGACGCUGCAGCUCACGAGAAGCGAAGACGAGGCGAUGGAGGCCGGCAAGACCAUGCGGAUCCUCGUGCCCCACCCGGCCAUCUCAGAGGUGACGGUGCAGCUGCGGUACACGGCCUAUAAGGGUUGGAUCUACUCCGGUUUCUCCCGCUGGGCCAUCGACCAGAUCGUGCUCAUGGACAGCUUCGGGAAGACCCUCUCCUUCUGUAACCGAGGAACGACCUUAGUGUCCGAGAAGGUGAUGCAGUUCAGCCUCCUGCCAGGGGAGUGUCCGGCGAGGGAGGUGCCCCACGGACCGCCCAUCACGCCCUGGCCCCUGGGAGACACCAGGCCAGAACACGCGGCCGGCGGCGACGAGAAACACAAGGAGAGCGAGAACGAAGUCCGCCACGUCCCUGGGCUGAGACUGGCGGUGGCGCAGCGCGUGGAGCCUCGAAAGAACGUCACUCAGAACGUGUCUCAGGGAACGUUCAACCACACCCGCGUCGUCCCUGGCCCCGUCGACGCCUUCCCCAGCGUUCCUCUGGCACCUGACGGCGGCGAAGGACUCCUGUCGAUCACCCUCGAGGUCCCCCCGAAUUACCAGGAGAUUCCACAGGGCCUUUACACGACCUCCCUGGCACACCAGCUCCAGAAGCCUCGCCAGCCCCAACAGCCACGCCUGCCUCCUCGACUGGGCCCUCCCAGCGCCCUGGCCGACCACGUGAGGCUCGCGGGGCCGCCCGGCAGGAGGGUCACGCUGCCACCGAAGGCCUCGGAGGACGUGGCGGUGAGCAGCGAGGACCCCGUCAGCGUGAUCCCCGCUCCGGAUCUGGCCAACAGACCCCACAACCUCACUAGCUUCAUGCACCCCCCGCCUCCACUCUCUGGGGUCACGGGUAAGCCUCCUCUCCCCCAGGCCUCGAACCCCACCGCCGUGGCCGCGGCGGAGAAGAAGAAGAACAGUCAGAGCAAGUUCCAGGUGUUCGUGACUCUCCCGACGACUUCGGCGCAGAGUCUGUCGACGACCAGCGACCCCGAGCAAGCCUCUCAGACGGAGGCGAUUGUCGACGUGACGACAGUGAGUGACAGUCCUCAGAGGGUCAUCUUCACGACCGGAGGCACGCUCGGCAGCACCUUCUCGACGAGAGCGAGCAAUCCUUUCCUUGCAACUUCAACUGAAAUCGAUCAGCUGAUCACAGGUAUUUCUCCAAGCCCUGCAACUGGCACGGAACCUCCUGCCGGCGGUAGCAGCGUGGCUGGAACUGAGGCUUCGCACCUGAUCACUCCUCCGGGAACCCUGGGCUCUGCAUCCAAGAGUCCCUGGCCCGUAUCCUCUACCUCGGGACCGAUUCUGACGUCACCCACCUCUACAGACAAGCCCGAGAAGAACUUAGAGAAACCGCAGGUCAUAGACGUGACGCAGCAAUUUACCAAGCAUAUAGAAGGCAUAAAUGGCUUCCAGCAAGAGGGCUUCGGCUUCCAUCCCCUGGACCGCUAUCCUUCCGCCUUCCACACAGGCCCUGGCUUGGGCGAGGACAUCCCUGGCCCCGUAGAUUACAACAGCGUGAUCGAUGGAGAGAUUCCGGUGAGGGAGCGCGCCCGCGCCCUCACCCUCGGCCCGCUCCCCGCCAGCGUCCUCAGCCGAGAGCAAAGCGUCGCCGAAGAGAAGCGCGACUGCCAGGACCCGUCCUGCCUGGAUUCGGGCUCGGGUCAGGGGCGCCCCGGACCCUCCCAGACCGCCCAGAACCGGGAGUCCGUUUCGUAUGGCGCAGCCUACUCGUCCUCGCACCCGCGCCCUGUCUGGUCCAACCAGCCCCCCACCGGGGACUCUCCUCGGCGGACUUUCCCGUUGCCAGCUGAUGCGCCCCCAAGACUCCCCUCGCCAGGCCACGGCGGCCCUCUCCGGGUGCCGCCCGUCCGGAGCCCGCCCAUGGAGACGAUCGUGGGACGAGGAAGAGCUCUGCAGCCUCUCCUGCUGCCACAUCGCUCAGACCACGCCCACCAGGGCCAGCCGCAGCAGCGUCACCAGACGUCUCCACAGCAGCAGCAGCUCCACCGACAGCAGUUUUCAGGGCAGCAGCAGCAGCAACAGCAUCGACCGCCAGCACAGCAGCAGAGCCACGCGAGUCCGAGCCACGACCAGGACAACCAGCCGUCGCGGCAGCACCUGGUGUCGGUGUCCGCGGGCAACGUGACGCAAAUCGGCCCCGAGAUCUCGGAGAGGUCACAGCACCCUGUCCCCGCCCCCGCGCCCUACUACGUGCAGAUCCUCCCGCCGAGCUUCAGCCAGCUGCCGCACCUGGAGACCUUCUCGAUACCACGAGAGCACAGAAAGUCCCAGCAGGAGUCCAGGAAGCGGGUGGGCGUGUCAGGGCGGUCGAACCGAGGGCGUAGCCUCUCCGGCAUCGGCGUUCCACCUCCAGGAGGCCGUGCUGCUGUCUUCACACCCCUACUUCUGCAGCUGCAGGAUGACCACCGAGGGAGGUACAUCCCCCUCCGGCCGCUUCCUGACCCCCCUGUCCUAACAUAAGCCAAAUGACUUCCAAGUGAUCAAUAUUUCUCUCUAUAGUUACAUCCAAUCCAAUUGUCAGUCC
This is a messenger RNA of Penaeus vannamei (Pacific white shrimp), 4729 nucleotides long. NCBI's taxonomy places the organism in Eukaryota, Metazoa, Arthropoda, Malacostraca, Decapoda, Penaeidae. The record is from RefSeq and is a predicted model, not a curated record.